AUACGGAGCAACCGACAGAUCAAUCCCAACGAACUCAAAAACAAAAACAAAAAAAAAACCAAUCAAAUCAAAUCAAACAUUUUGCGAGAGAGAGAGAGAUGGAGAAGAAUGGACAGCAGACGAAGAAAAUGGAAGGUGAAGAUAAGAACAACAACAAAGGGGGGAAAGUGGAAGAAGGGUUACCAAUGGAGAGCAGUCCGUACACGCAGUACAAGGACUUGGAGGAUUACAAGCGUCAAGGCUACGGCACCCAAGGCCACCAACAGCCCAAGCCCGGCGGCGGCGGCGGAGCCACCGAUGCCCCCACCCUUUCAGGCGACGGCCGCCGUCCCUGAGGCUAGGUGUUUGCU
Messenger RNA from Camellia sinensis, 350 nucleotides. Lineage: Eukaryota; Viridiplantae; Streptophyta; Magnoliopsida; Ericales; Theaceae. The record is from RefSeq and is a predicted model, not a curated record.